Messenger RNA from Cinara cedri, 948 nucleotides. The record is from the annotation of a GenBank genome assembly. Lineage: Eukaryota; Metazoa; Arthropoda; Insecta; Hemiptera; Aphididae.
AUGACUCAUCAAUGUAAACACAUAAUAAAUGAAACUGCUAAUCAAAAAAAAGAAGAAGGAAUAGAAGGUGUGAUUAUUACUACAGCACACGCUUCAGAUGAUAUGCACAACUGCGUAAAACGUGCAAAUUAUUCUACUCUUACUAAGCACAUUUGUCAACCUGGUUGGUUUAUAAAGGACCUAUUGGAGGAAUUUUUUCCUGAAUUAAUACACAAUGAAAACAUCAUGCAUUAUACUAACCCAAACCCUGUUAAGGAAUACUAUGCAGCAAAUUUUGCUAUAACAUUUGAAUGUAAGGAAGAUGCAAAGUGUGGAAAUGCAAUAGAUUAUACAAACUUUUUACCUAGCGGUAUAUGGUGUAGUGGAAAAGGUAAAACGAAUACUAGCGGUAAGGGUUAUCCUUACAAUGAGCUCUCUGCUGAUAAUAACAAUAAAAGUGCAUGUUAUCACAGUAAAGAUUUUAAUAAAAAUGCACUUCAUAACAAAAAUUUCUUCUGGAAUACAACGUGUCCUAAUCUAGUAUUAGAUCGUAGCGUAGAAGAGCUAAAAGAAUGUGCAGGUAAAACUAUAGUUGCAAAAUUGGUAUCACCUUUAAUAAUUGUUGAUAAGAGUAAUAUGAUAAUAGAUAAAGAUGGCAACAAUACUAAAAUACCCUAUCUUCACUUAGAGCACUUCUUAACUUUUGACGGUAAGCUUAAAGAUGAUCCUAAAAACAACUGUGCAAUUUAUAAGAACCUCACUAAGAAACCCACUGAAUUAAUUGAAUUAAAAGAUAAAGUUUUAUGGACUUCCGACAAAGAAGUAAAGUUGAUAAUUCCUGACACUGGUAAUAUGAGAUGUUUAGGUUCUCCUAGUAAAAGUGAGAGCGUAAUUCAAAAGAGUGAUGAGAUAACUACUGAUAACGAAGAGCUCCCUAGCUAUAACUACAGUAAUGAUUAUGUGCUAUAA